This is a messenger RNA of Scophthalmus maximus (turbot), 1484 nucleotides long. RefSeq names its product adenine phosphoribosyltransferase (gene aprt). The record is from RefSeq and is a predicted model, not a curated record. Gene Ontology annotation, biological process: AMP salvage; adenine salvage. Gene Ontology annotation, molecular function: adenine phosphoribosyltransferase activity; adenine binding; AMP binding. Gene Ontology annotation, cellular component: cytoplasm. NCBI's taxonomy places the organism in Eukaryota, Metazoa, Chordata, Actinopteri, Pleuronectiformes, Scophthalmidae. The coding region runs from base 70 to 615 and encodes 181 amino acids. The transcript is spliced from 5 exons.
CAAACGCCAUAAAAUAAUACCAGAAGAAGAAGAAAAAGCAGAAGCAGCAGCAGCAGCGAGUUGAUCAGAAUGGCAGCAAACUCGGAGAACAAACUUCAGCUGGUGCACAGUCACAUCCGGGCGUUUCCGGACUUUCCGAAGGAAGGGAUCUUGUUCAGAGACAUCUGUCCCAUCCUGAAGGACCCAGCGGCUCUGACCGCAGUGACCGACCUGUUCGAAGAACACGUGAGGCAGAAUCACAAGCAGGUCGAGUUGAUCGUCGGUUUAGAUGCUCGUGGUUUCCUCUUUGGGCCUCUGCUCGCCCAGCGGCUGGGCGUCGGCUUCGUCCUGAUCAGAAAGAAAGGCAAACUGCCCGGAGCCACUGCGUCUGUCGCAUAUGAUUUGGAGUAUGGGAAGGCAGAGGCCGAGGUCCAGGAGGACUCGGUGGCUCCACGACAGAAGGUUCUGCUCAUUGACGACCUUCUCGCCACUGGAGGGACGAUGUAUGCAGCCAUACAGCUGAUGAAGAAGCAGCAGGCCGACAUUCUGGGCUGCAUGGUCGUCAUCGAGCUCAAAGAGCUGAACGGCGUCGACAAGCUCAAACCGCACAGCGUUUUCUCCCUGGUUCAGUACUGAGGACGGCCGCCGAGCAAAAGUAUUCUGAUUAUUAAUAAUCUUUGGACAAUGUGGUUUCCAUGGUUCUCUGUAAGGAGUCUUAAAAAUGUCUCUGACUUUCUGUUCCUUGCUGGGAUCAAUCACUUCAGCCCUGCGUGCCAAAACAGGAAGACGCAGCUAUAGACGAGGGAUGCACUUAUUUUGAGUAUAAAGGCAUUUUAUCUGUGGCAAGUUUCAUUUUAUAAAACAGCAUCCAUCUGUACUAUAUAAUUAAGAGCUUACACUUCUGUUGACCGCUGUUUUUUAUCCAAUUAACUUUUAGUGCGUGUGUCUGAGACUUGAGCUCUGUGCAGUGCUAUGCUCUCUGUGCGGUGCUCCAUGUGUAGCAUAUUUGGCUGACUAUUUCAACACAUUUGAACACGAGUUCAACACAUGGUACGAUCACUCUCGCGGUAACGUGUUGCAUCACUUCCGGUUGUUGGCGCUUCUGUGAACUGUGUUUAUCCACCGCUCCUCCUCGUCUCUUUUUAACACUGCGGUUUCCUUGCCGGGAGGACAGGGCGGCUGGGUGACUGUCCGCAAUAAGAGGCGUAGUCCUAAACUGAAGCUUCCUCCAACUCUAAGUAGCAAUGAUUUCAUGAGCUUCUUUACUAAUAAGAUUAUUACCAUCAGAUAAUUUUUUUUUUUUCUUUUAGCAGAAAAAUUCCAUAAACCGUUUAGGAAUUACAUUUUGAUGUAAGGUUAAUCCAUUUUCAGAGGCUCAAAUGUAUUUGGACAAAAUAUUAUAAAUUGUUAAUACUUGGAUGAGAGUGUAAAAAAUCCUCAAAGGUUAAUGCAAUAUUUUUGUUAAACCCCUUGAAUUAAACCUGAAGGUCUAAAGACUAAAAUCA